Amaranthus tricolor (Joseph's coat) is the source of this 1209-nucleotide messenger RNA. RefSeq lists its product as uncharacterized. Gene Ontology annotation, molecular function: dynein light intermediate chain binding; dynein intermediate chain binding. Gene Ontology annotation, biological process: microtubule-based process. The transcript is spliced from 2 exons. The record is from RefSeq and is a predicted model, not a curated record. Bases 267 to 1070 code for a protein of 267 amino acids. Gene Ontology annotation, cellular component: dynein complex. Lineage: Eukaryota; Viridiplantae; Streptophyta; Magnoliopsida; Caryophyllales; Amaranthaceae.
UGAUCCUUGAAAAAUGGCACUACCACAUGGUUUGCUUCAUUAAUUAAUCCUUUUUUCACCCAACUUCCCAAUCAUGAAUAUUACUAGAAAUUAAUAUUAUUAUUAUAUUUAUUUAUAUCGUUAUUUCUAUUAAGAGUGAAAACAAAAAUGGGGCACCCUUUUUGUAGUCCUCCUUAAGUCUCACUAUCUUGUACACAUUUAUACACUUACACUCCAGGAAAAUUCAAGGACAAUACUAAAGAAAGUCCCUCAAAAAAAAAAAAAAAAUGAAUGCAACAUCGUUAGAAAAGUCUAAGAGAGGUAAUUUAUAUGUAUAUAGAUUUGCCACCGGUAGUCAAACCCCGGAAUAUCCGCCUCCGGUGACAUCGGUGACGAAAAAAAUCAUUCGUUCAAGUGUAUGGGGAGGUUUAAUAAAGUCAAAAUCAAAGUCAAAGUCAAAAACAAAGACUAGUAGUAAUGGCGAGGAAAAGGAAGAAAAGGAAAAGGAAAGGGAAAGGAAGUCGGUCUCAAGUGUAGAAAGUAUAUUGAUGAUGAGUUUAGAUAGUAGGAAUGGGAAUGGGAAUCAUAAGGAGGUUGUUAUGAAAGGGAGGAAAUCAGUUGAAGUAGAAGAGGAAAAGGGAAAGGGAAUGAGAAUGGAAUUAAAAGGGAAGAAGGAAGAAGGGGGAAGGAAAUCAGUUUCCCAUGUUGAAAAUAAUGAAGCAUAUGUUGGGAGAUUUGUAGAGGAGAAAGCCAGGAAAUCAAAUGGUGCAAAAUUGGAAAAUGAUGUAAUUUCUGUGAUUGAAUUGUUACAAGUUAAGGUUUUGGUUACUGAUAUGCCUGCUUUUAUGCAAAUUCAUGCUUUUCAAUGUGCAAGGAAAACUUAUGAUAGUUUGGAGAAAUUCAGUGCUAAACAUAUGGCUUACAACUUGAAGAAGGAGUUUGACAAGGUUUACGGGCCAGCAUGGCAUUGUAUUGUGGGAUCGAGUUUUGGAUCAUUUGUUACACAUGCGACUGGUUGCUUUCUAUACUUUUCAAUGGAGAAAUUAUGUAUUUUACUUUUUAGAACAAAAGUUAAAAGAGCUAUGCAAUAGUAGUUAAAUAUUUUAUACUACUCUAUUCUCUUUCCCUCCCUCUCUUCCUCUUAAAUUAAUUGUCCAUAUAAUAAACGUGUAAAUGUAAACAAUAUAAUGCAAGUUUGAGCAUCAUAAUUUUAAAUAGCUAAAGGAACAA